Podarcis muralis (Common wall lizard) is the source of this 1954-nucleotide messenger RNA. The record is from RefSeq and is a predicted model, not a curated record. NCBI's taxonomy places the organism in Eukaryota, Metazoa, Chordata, Lepidosauria, Squamata, Lacertidae.
AUGGCAGCCAGGCCGGGACCGCGGAGAGCAGAGGGCCAGCCCGAUCUCCUCGCUCCCUGCCCCUCUGCAGUGGGGCCUGGGCAGCGACAAUCCCCGGGCCAGCCUCCAACUUGCCUUUCCACGGGGGAGAGGAGGCUCAGUGUCACUCACGCCAGCCUGCCUCCAUCCUCGGGGGCGCGGAGCGCCUCCCUUUGCAAGGCUACCGUGCGAGCCCCACUUUUUGCCAGAAGGUUGCGCAGGUUGGGGAACGCGACCUGCGGGGCAGAGCCGGAGCCCCUGCCCGUUAGUCGCCAGGAUAGCUGUGGCCAUUGCAGCCUAACAGAGGCCUCUGCGAGAACCCAGGGCGAGAGAACCAUGUCUGAGGAGCCGUCCCGCACCCUGGGCUUGUGGGCGACGCUGCUGCAGGGACCUUCGGAAAGUAGCGGCAGCGAAUGUCCGCAGCAACCAGCAGACGGUGAGCAGAACAGUGAGAAUUAUGGGGAGCCACACUUGGUGUCAUUAGAAAAGGUGAAGACUGAAGAAGAGGAAGAUAUGUUUGUAUAUCGAGAACCCCAAGAGCAUUUGAAGAGUGAUUCAGAUACUGACAGUGCAGAUUCCUCCUCUUCUGAUGUACCCCUGAAUAUACAGGUGGUAGAUUUCAAAGAAGAAAGCCCAGAAACAGAUGUCAUGCACAGUACACCACAGUUUGAUGUACAACACAACAGCAACACAGGAGGGAGAUCAUUUCAAUGCCAUGAGUGUGGAAUACUCUCAACAUGCCACAGUAGCUUCGUUAAGCAUCAAAGAAUCCACACAGGAGAGAAACCAUAUGGAUGUCCUUUGUGUGGAAAGUAUUUCAAUCAGAGUGGAUCACUUACUCAACAUAUAAGAACCCACACAGGGGAGAAGCCAUUCAGAUGUACUGAGUGUGGAAAGUGUUUCACUCAGCAGGGAAGCCUUACUCAACAUCGAAGGAUCCACACAGGGGAGAAACCGCAUGAAUGCCAGGAGUGCGGAAAGCGCUUCACUGAGCGUGGAAGUUAUACUCGACAUCGAAGGAUCCACACAGGGGAGAAGCCAUAUAAAUGCCAGGAUUGUGGAAUGUGCUUCACUCAGAGUGGAACCCUUGCUCAACAUCGAAGAAUCCAUACAAAGGAGAAACCAUACAAAUGCAAGAAGUGUGGAAAGUGCUUCAGUCAGAGUGCAACUCUUAAGCAACAUCAAAAAACCCACAAGUAGGAGAAACCGUUUUAAUUCUUGGUGUGUGGGAAAGAGCUUCAAUCAAAGUGGAUCACUUAAUUAAAAUCACAGAACAAACACAAGAUAAUCUGUUGUAAUGCAUGGAGUGUGGGAAGCAUUUCAGUGACAGUGGAACUCUUACUUGACAUCAAAGAACCCACCCAGGAAGAAACCAUUUAAAUUCAUGGAGUGUGGAAAGAGCUCCAGUCAAAGUGGAUUGCUUACUUCACAUCACGGUCUGUGAUAAAUUAUGCUAUGUUCCUCAUCCCUUCCUCAUUCUCCAGAAGGCCCCUAAUUUUAUUUUAUUUUAUUUUUGCCUGUCUCUGUUGGAAAGUUAUUCCAUUUUUAUUGUAAAAUUGUCUGAUGUCAUUUGCAGCAUUUGGAUUUCAUAUUUGUUAGUUGGUGCUAAAUCCAUGGCUUUAUUGAUGCUUUAGUUAAGUCUGCAAUUUAUCCCACUAGCAUCUUGACUUUCUUUUUCAACGAAGCUAAAGCUCCAAUCCCAAGCAAAAGUUUGCUGGGUUAUAUUAAUAUAGACAUUGGCCUCUCUGUUUUUGUGCCUUUGUGUGUGCAGGUAUUGGCCUUUGACAUGUCAGGUUCUGGGGCUCAGCUGAGUCUUCAGAGAAGGCACUGUUAGUUUCAUCUCUUAAGUCCAAUUUUGGCACUUUCUUUUCAGGUCCACAGUAGUCUUGAAGCAUUAUCUUGAUAUUAUUAUGGUUUAUUAGCAGUUGAAAUGCUU